This is a messenger RNA of Sphenostylis stenocarpa, 216 nucleotides long. The record is from the annotation of a GenBank genome assembly. NCBI's taxonomy places the organism in Eukaryota, Viridiplantae, Streptophyta, Magnoliopsida, Fabales, Fabaceae.
AUGCGGGAUACUAUGGUUAAGAUUAAUGACCGUUAUGAGUUUCCCUUACAACUUGAUCUUGACCGUGAGGAUGGAAAAUAUCUGUCACCUGAUGCUGAUAGGACUGUCCGCAAUCUUUACACGCUUCACAGUGUUUUGGUUCACAGUGGAGGUGUGCAUGGCGGACAUUAUUAUGCUUUUAUCAGACCAACCCUCUCCGAACAAUGGUAUGUGUAA